AUGACAACCCAUACCCACACCGCCGCCGUCUUGUAUGGCGCCCAUGACAUGCGCAUGGAGACGCGCACAACCGCGCCCCCAGCCCCAGACGAAGUCCAGAUCCGUAUCCGAGCAACAGGGCUCUGCGGCACCGAUAUGCACUACUAUCAUAGCGGCAAGAACGGCAUGUUUGUUGUCCAAGAACCGCUGAUCCUCGGCCACGAGGCCGCCGGUGAGGUGGUUGCCAUUGGGAGCAACGUACAGCAGCUUCAAUGCGGUGACCGAGUAGCCAUCGAGCCCCAGCAGCCUUGCAAAAAGUGCAGCAUCUGCAUGGCCGGUCGCUAUAAUAUAUGUCCACAGAUGAAGUUCACCGGGUCUGCGAGCGCCAACCCCCCAAUCCAAGGUUCACUCCAGGAGGUAUACAACCACCCGGCCCUGUUUGUGCACAAGAUUCCACCUUCCAUUUCCUUUGAAGAGGCUGCGCUCUUGGAGCCACUUUCUGUCGCCUUGCAUGCUGUCAGGCGGUCUCAGCUCCAAAUCGGCCAGUCGGUAUUGGUCCUUGGUGCUGGGGCCAUUGGGCUCCUCUGCGCAAGCCUGGCUAAAGCUGCUGGGGCCUCACGUAUUGGGAUUGUGGAUAUCGAGAGGUCCCGACUUGACUUUGCCAUGGGAAAGAAUGGAACUGACAAUGCGGUCGCCACUGCGGCGUAUCAAAUUGUGACCCCAACCGUGUCAGCCGAAUCAGAUCCAGAGCAGGUUGCGCAUGAGACGUCAACCGAGAUCCUCCGGUCUGAAGGCUUCGGUCCCGCCGAUGUGGUGUUUGAGUGCACAGGAGUGGCAUCUUGCGUUAACAUCGGCAUUGGAUGUGCAUCCCCUGGGGCCAAAGUUGUUUUGGUAGGUAUGGGGAGUCCAACACAGAAUAUCCAUGUGGGAGCAGCCGCCGUCCGGGAGGUUGAUUUGCUAUCGCUGUGGAGAUAUACAAACACGUUCACAGCUGCUAUUGAUCUUGUUAAAAGUGCCCAGGUUAACCUGAAGUCGUUGGUAACACACACAUAUGAUCUUGCAGAAGCAGCGACGGCAUUGGAUCUUACUUUAUCUAAGCCAGCGGAUCUUAUCAAGUGUGUUGUUACUGUGAAAGACCAGAAGUUAGACUAUGUAGGGUAG
Messenger RNA from Aspergillus bombycis, 1140 nucleotides. Its product is annotated as NAD(P)-dependent alcohol dehydrogenase. Bases 1 to 1140 code for a protein of 379 amino acids. Gene Ontology annotation, biological process: D-sorbitol catabolic process. The transcript has a single exon. Lineage: Eukaryota; Fungi; Ascomycota; Eurotiomycetes; Eurotiales; Aspergillaceae. Gene Ontology annotation, molecular function: zinc ion binding; L-iditol 2-dehydrogenase (NAD+) activity. The record is from RefSeq and is a predicted model, not a curated record.